Molecule: messenger RNA, 736 nt
Organism: Drosophila sulfurigaster albostrigata
Lineage: Eukaryota; Metazoa; Arthropoda; Insecta; Diptera; Drosophilidae
Product: heparan sulfate 2-O-sulfotransferase pipe-like
Exons: 2
Coding region: 97-465 (122 amino acids)
Cellular component (GO): membrane
Molecular function (GO): sulfotransferase activity
Source: RefSeq, a predicted model, not a curated record
GUAAGUAGGCACCAAAGUAGGCAAAGUACCAUAAACAUAUAUCUAGUUACUCAAACUGCAUCCUUGGACCUUAGGCCCUUCAACUCGGAGAAGGCCAUGCAGAAGGCCAAGCACACUGUGGAAUCGGAGUACGCUGUGGUGGGCACCUGGGAAGACACGAAUAUCACUCUAACAGUACUCGAACACUAUAUACCUCGUUAUUUCGCCAAUGCCAAGGUGGCAUAUUAUCUGGGCAAGGAAGGUCUCUCGAAAAUCAAUCGCAAUAAUGUCACUCGCACUGUCAGCGAGGAGACGCGUCAGAUUCUUCGCAAGAAUCUAACAAACGAGAUCGAGUUCUAUGAAUUCUGCAAGCAACGGUUAUAUCUCCAAUAUGCCGCUCUUGGCAAUGGCAAACGCUUUGGCGACGACGAUUAUCUUCUGGUGCCGGAGCAGCACGGUGGAAACCAAAUCGAUGACGAGUAUUAGACUGUAGUUCAACAAAAUAUGAAUAAAAAUCUUAGAAAUACUUAAGCGAUUAUGAACUCUUUCUUCUUCACGUUGCCGUAUUUUUCGUUUUGGUGUUAAUGUAUGUAACUUCUUUCUUAAAGUUGGCCUUUGUCUGCAAUAUUGAGCAAUAUUCUGUUCAUUUCCGUGGAUAUAAUCUAUAAAAUGUUGUGCAAAACUUCUCUCUCAUUUUUCAAUCUUGAAGAAAUUUAUAAUUUUUAGUUGCGCCGUGGAGAUGUCUAACUAUUCAUUU